Molecule: messenger RNA, 7585 nt
Organism: Cyprinodon tularosa
Lineage: Eukaryota; Metazoa; Chordata; Actinopteri; Cyprinodontiformes; Cyprinodontidae
Gene: arhgap44a
Product: Rho GTPase activating protein 44a
Exons: 22
Coding region: 274-3222 (982 amino acids)
Biological process (GO): negative regulation of Rac protein signal transduction; regulation of actin cytoskeleton organization; modification of dendritic spine
Cellular component (GO): cytoplasm; presynaptic active zone; postsynaptic density
Molecular function (GO): protein binding; GTPase activator activity
Source: RefSeq, a predicted model, not a curated record
CAGCCUAUGCGUGUGCAUCCCCCGUGAAUCGCUCCAGCAUCCCUGCGCAGGCAGCAGGACACACAAAAAAAAAUGAUGUGGAGAAAUAGAAAUAUAUAAUAAAAAAUGUAAUCGUGGGAUAGGACAGGGUGCUCGUUUGUUUGCGAUGACGGACGGAAAUUAUGGAAGAGAGGAUUUUGUGCUGCGCCUCUUUAGAGGACGGACCGCGCUAAGAGAAAUAAUGCGGAAUAUUUCCUCACAUAGGUGUUAACGCAAAAAAAAUAAAAAUACAAGAUGAAGAAGCAGUUUAAUCGAAUGCGACAGCUCGCCAACCAAACGGUGGGAAGGGCAGAAAAGACAGAGGUGCUGAGUGAAGAUCUUCUACAGGUGGAGAAGCGUCUGGAUCUAGUCAAGCAGGUGACACAUAGCACUCACAAGAAACUGACUGCCUGCCUGCAGGGUCAGCAGAGCACUGACACCGAGAAGAAAUCUGUCAAGUCACCUUCUAAAAAGCUUCCCCUCAAAAUCCUGGCCCAAUGCAUGGAGGAGGGAGCAGCAGUGUUAGGGGAUGACUCUCUCCUGGGAAAGAUGCUAAAGUUGUGUGGAGACACUGAAGAUAAGUUGGCACAGGAGUUGCUGCAGUUUGAGCUCCAGAUAGAGAGAGAUGUGGUGGAGCCUCUUUAUGUGCUAGCAGAGGUUGAUAUUCCCAACAUCCAGAAACAGAGGAAGCACUUAGCUAAACUUGUCUUGGACAUGGACUCAGCACGAACAAGAUAUCAGCAGUCAUCUAAGUCAUCCAGCCACCCAAGCACAAUGCAGCCCGGCGCCAAGUCCGAGUCCCUCAGAGAGGAGAUGGAGGAAACAGCCAAUAGAAUGGAAAUUUGUAGAGAUCAGCUGUCUGCGGAUAUGUACAAUUUUGUGGCCAAAGAAAUAGACUAUGCAAACUACUUCCAGACUCUAAUAGAAACACAGGCAGAAUACCACAGGAAAUCAUUAGAAAUUCUUCACGGUGUCCUGCCCCAGAUUAAAGCCCACCAAGAGGCGUGGGUGGAGAAGCCAUCGUUUGGCAAGUCUCUGGAGGAGCACCUGAAUAUUAGUGGGAGAGAGAUUGCGUUUCCUAUCGAGGCCUGCGUCACCAUGCUGUUAGAGUGUGGUAUGCAAGAGGAGGGUCUUUUUAGAGUGGCUCCAUCUGCAUCCAAGCUAAAGAAACUGAAAGCUUCGCUGGACUGUGGAGUUCUUGAUGUACAGGAGUACUCGUCCGACCCACACGCCAUCGCCGGGGCGCUGAAAUCAUACCUCCGUGAACUCCCCGAGCCACUAAUGACCACUGAACUUUAUGAUGAAUGGAUUCAGGCAUCAAAUGUUCAAGACAUGGACAAGAGGCUACAAGCCUUAAUGGCAGUAUGUGAAAAACUCCCCACAGACAACUUAAACAAUUUCAGAUAUCUUAUAAAAUUUUUGGCCAAGCUGAGUGAGUAUCAGGACUCGAACAAAAUGACACCUGGCAACAUGGCUAUUGUCCUUGGACCUAACUUGCUGUGGACACAAACAGAACCGAACAUGACGGAGAUGAUGACCACCGUUUCCUUGCAGAUUGUUGGCAUCAUUGAGCCGAUUAUUCAGCAUGCUGAUUGGUUUUUCCCUGGAGAGAUUGAAUUCAACCUGACAGGCUGCUAUGGGAGCCCAAUUCACACCAACCACAACUCCAACUACAGCUCCAUGCCCUCACCAGACAUGGAGCAGUCGGAACGCAAGCAGCAGCAGCACGACCAGAGUCGACGCCCACUGAGUGUCGCCACUGACAACAUGAUGCUGGAGUUUUACAAGAAAGACGGCAUUAGGAAGAUACAAAGUAUGGGAGUCCGAGUGAUGGAUACUUCCUGGGUGUCUCGCAAGGGCUCAUCCACGCUGACGCGCAAGGCUUCUUCCACCCCCCCUGGCACGCAAGGACCUGGCUCACCGGCUGACACGCUGAUCCCAGAGCAGCCUGGAGAACUAGCCACCUCACCCUCUGCUACGCCGCCGCUUGGAGAAAGGGUUUGCUCAGACAACGUGUUGUUCAAUCGGCCAGACACCUCUUAUGCCCACUCAACCCCUGGGGAGGACCGGCCGCCCCCUCCCUACCCUUCCUCCUCGUGCCACUCUGCCACUCACCACUUUUAUCCCAAACCCCCACCCUGCGCUCGUCCUGUGGCACCAGGUCCUGAAUCCCAGCCCCCUGGUUCGCCACCACCCCCAGUACGCUGGUCUGGCUUCACUCCGCCCGCCCCACCCCCUUCCUCCUCUUCCUCUUCCUCCUCUUCAUCGCUCGACAUCAAUUCAAACCCGAAACCUAGCUGCCUGCAUUUCCCCAAGCACAGUCCGCCAAGUGACAUGGCACAAGCCCCUCCCCCUGACACUAACGCUUCACCCCUCUAUGUCAAAACCCCCUUGCUAUUAACCCGCCAUGAGCAGAGUCACAGCAACCUCCCUAGCCUCCCUUCGUCCGCUCCCCCACCCCCGCCGUGGGCUGCCUGUCCAUGUGCCCGAGAGAGAGGACCCCCCAGGCUGACUAGUUCACUAAAGAGUAAAGAACUUUCCCCUGUGAUUGGGCAUAAAGGCAUCCAGGUGGCUAGUCCAACAGUGCCCCCUAGCUGUAGCCUUCAGAGCAGCAGCCAAUCCCCCCACUCCACUGAGCACAGUCCACACACCCUACGCAAAGGUUCCAAGAAGUUGGCCCCAGUGCCUCCAAAGGUCCCUUACGGCCAGUCUGGAGGAAUGUCUGACCAGUCCACAGGUCAGCCAUCACCUGUAAGCUUGUCCCCUACACCCCCCAGUACCCCUUCCCCUUAUGGACUGACCUGCCCUCCAGGGCAAGUACCUCCACCCUCCCCUGGGCAGACUCCACUCGGGCCAACCCACUCCCUAUCAUCUCCGCCCUCCCUGUCUGGGACGCUUACCAAGUCGCGGCCCGCCCCUAAACCUAGGCAGCGACCGAGCCUGCCCCCUCCUCAGCCACCCCCAGCGCCCCCACCAAUGGCUCCAGUCCCUCAGCCUCUGGAGCAGGGCCUCCUGGAUGGACUGUCUCCUGGAGAGAGCAUGUCUACAGAUAUCUUCAAUUAUGAAAUCCCCUCCAUCAAUGUCAAUUUGGACAGCCUCAUCGAUGAGUUCAGCGCCGCCCCCUGCAGGAGGUCCCUGGCGGUGACAGACUCUCCAGAGGGGGAUGCUGAGCCUGAGGAGGAGCCCCAGAGUACCAUUCUAUGACCUAUGACCCAGAGGUAUCAUUUACCAGCAUCCUGGGGGCUGUACAUGGGCUGUCCACCCUAAGGCCUAAAGGAAACACAGACUGGCCUCCCCAGUGUCCACCAGAAACCAGAACAUAAACCCUCCCUCACAUCUGCUACAGGCUGCAAAGAAACUCAUCUUUCUCAGCUGCUUGCUUUAACAUUUAUGUGACUGCAGAAACAAAACAAAAUGAAAAAAAAAAAAACACACACCAAAUGCCAUAGUGGAUGAACUGUUGCCUUCAAGAGAAAAGACUGGAAAAUAGAUAAGUAUUCGUCAAGAGAUAUUUUUUAUCACUGUUUUAUUUUUGCUUAUUUGCUUACUUUUGUCAUUAUGUUUCACAGUGAGAUGCUUUAUUCUUAUUUGUCCUUUUCUGUUUUGUUGUGUUUGCCUUAUAAGAACAUGCAAUUCAAGUUGCAAUAUGAAGUUUCACAGGUUGGGCUUUUUAAUUUAAUUUAAUUUUAUUGCCUUUGAGAGACUGGCAUGGCUGGAGCAAAUCCUCAGACUGAAACGCAUAGUGAGAGUGGGGCUCACAGGGUAUUCAACUUUGCACACAUGCAGGGCCCGUUAAGUCAGGCUUUGCUUGCAGGAUGAAACAUUUUACUCAGUUUUGAUUCAAUCAAUUCUUCUUUAGUCUCUUGUGAAAAAAAGGGGGGUCUUUGUUGAAAAUGUACACAUUUAUAGGUAAAACUCACUUAAAUUCACUUAACAGUGUACCAGCAAAUAAUCAGAAGAAUGUUAUAGAAUUUCAAGCUUUUUCUAUUUCCACCCACUGUUCAGUUUAGACAAAAGUACUGCAGUGUUUUUGCAUGAGAGACUAAUGUGACUGACCUUUUUCAGAUCAACUGAGUGGUUUUGUUUAUUUUCUAAAUAUACAUUUUACAGCCUUUCUUUUUUUUCACCUCUCAGAGUAAAUCAUGAGCCAACAACUGUUAGGAUGCUGCAACUUGAUGAUUAUGGACGGAAGACUACACUGCCUUUAUGUUUGUGUGAUUCUCUCUCUUAACUUUGUUUCAAGUGCUUCAGGUUCAGUGACCUUUGACCCCAGAGUGUAAAUACAAAGAUUGUACAUAGGUUUAUGUAUAUAAAAUUGAGAGAAAGAGUAUAUGUAUAAUGCAUAUUUGGAACAUAUAAGGAUAUUAAUAUAUGUGCUGAUAUUUAUUGUGUAGAAAAUGACAUGAUCAGAAUCUUGAUGUUAUGAUUUGUCCCUGCACACAUUGAACAGGUGUACUGAUUCCUUUUUUUUUUUUUUUACUUUAACGCCAGGGUUUUUACAAUGCUGCAGCAGACAUGCAGAAUGUUCCUCCUGCUACAACAUAUCUAAGGUGUUUGAGCUCUAACAACCGCACACUUACGGCUUACGAUCCCUUGUUUAAAAGCAAUGCUGUUAAAGUUAAUCUUCGUAAAGAAUUUAAAAUGCUUGAAAUGCUCCAGAUUUUUUAAACUUAAUUGGUUUAGAUAUGGAUCCAAUUAAUAAGGAUGGCUUUGAUAAGAAAAAAUGUUUAAAUAAGCAUAUUUUGGUUUUAGUCCAUAAUAAUUCUACUGUGCUUUUCAGAAGUAAUGCAAUACUUUGAUCUUUUUUGAUAUUGCACCACUUAAUGAACAUAAACUUCAGAAUACUUUAUUCACCAAUGCAUAGCAAUAAAUAUUUGUGAAAGAGAAAAUUAUGCUUUCUGUGAAGAACAGCUCACAACUCACAACCAUUUCUUAUUAAUCUUUUCUCGAUGCUUCGAUAAGAGUAGUUUCAAUGUUUGUUUUGGUUGCAGUCAGCAUUUUUUUUGCAGCAGCAGCAGCGUCUAUAAGGUUUUAUACUGCUUUGCUCUACUUUGUAGCUCUAUUCAUUAUCCCAUUAACCCAACAAACUUCCAUGUUUGCUUGUUAGAAAGCAUCCCUACAGCAUUAUGGAGCCCCCACCAUUCUUCACAGUGGGUAUUAUUUGGUUUUCUGGUACACCUUUAAUUUAAAGGUAUAGUGGAGGAUUUUUGUGCAGUCUUUGAAACACCCGCCCUCUCCACUUUAAAAAAAAUACAUAUGCACAACCCUGUACCCACUUCCGAGAGUGAACGCCUAUUAAAAGCGUACGACAGUAUGCACAAGCCCAUUUCUCCUCGUGCACCCUCUGUUUAAAAGGUGCUUUUUUGCAUCGCUCAUACAAGCUUACUUUCCAAAAGAAGAUUUAGAAUUUCUCCACUAUGUCAGAGAAUCACCACCAGUUAGUGAAAAUGGGGAUGAGCACGUAGGAUGGCCUUACGUAAACUUAUCACCAGAAUGAUUAACAUUUAGGAUUACCACUUAUUUUGAUGAUCCAUCCAGAAAAAGAACAUUCUCCACUCUACCUUUAACUUAAAAGUGUACAUUUAGUACACUCUGCCAUGAGCACUGUGUAUUACCUAUGCUCUCUUCCCUUUUAUGGAUUGUGGCUCACUGCAAUCAAAUGUUUAAUCUGCCAUGCUUCUAUUGAAACCAGGUAUAACAUGCACGAUUAAAUUAAAGCAUGAUCCACUUCUCCUGAGUUAUCAUGGGCCUCACAAACUGCUUCUCUUUUUCAUGAUCUCCUCAGUAGAUUAUUCAGUUUAGGUAAUGUCAUGAUAGCUUUGCAUUUAUUCCCUAUACUUUUUUCCCCCCUAUUUUUUGGAUAUUAAACAGUAUCCAAUGUUUCUUCAUGAAUUUCACCUUCACCCACCAUCCAUGUUCCUUCCUAUUUUUGUGGUUGGGUGCUUUUUUUCUGUAACAAAAAUUCUUAAACCUUCACAGAAGAUCCUUUUUUAAUUUGCUUAAGAGUGCAUUACACAUAGGGGGACUCUGUUAACUGAUUUAGUGACUUUUGAAGGCUGCUGGGUUUAGUUUUUUUUAGGGGUAGCACAGUAAAAUGGGUUGCAGACAAUUGCUCUGCAUUGUUCGUGAAAUGUUUUGAAAACUUUGAAAUGUUAGUUAAUUUUACAAUCAUAUGCUAUUUUGUGUCAAACUAUAACAUUGAAAAUCCCAACAGAUAUCACUGACAUUUGAGGUUGUAACGAGAUAAACAUAAAAGCAAGUUGAAAUGAUAGUAAUGCGCACAGAAAGGCACAGUAGAACCUUUAAAUUUAGCAGAUGGUAGAUGCGGAAGCUUUGCUUUUCUGUUUGAUAUGAAUCUUUACAAAAUAUUAAUGCUAUCAAUAAAAGUAGAUUUACAUGAUUUAAAGGUCCACCUUAGUCUAUAAAUGUGCUAGAAAUUACAUGUUCUGAAUCUGCUUUAAAAAAGCCAUGAAGUUUAUUAAAUCCUUUUACGUUUUAUGAGUGAAUCCAAAAAAUACGUUUGGUUUGUUUCCUCUAAUCCAGGAUUUACGGUAUGCCUCAGUCUGUGUGUUUUCAAUGAGCUAUUUCUAUGAAGAUUUUGGUGAUGUUGCUUAUCUUGAUAGUUGUGGUAGUUAUAUAACAAUAAUUACAAGUGCCCUCACUCUGGUUGUUACUUUUGAACAAUAGGAUUAUUCAAUGUGUGCUAGAGGCUUUUUAUUUUGUGUGUUGGAUCAAUUCAUUCAUACACAGGGGUGCAUCUCUGAAUGUGAGUGAUGCAGAUUUUUACCCAACAGAUCAGGAUCGAAAUACCUUUGGUCUCAAAUUUUGGCAUGUGUUGUUAUCAGAACGUGGUAUUAUUACUCUAAUGCUUUUAGCCAUCAUAACUGGAACUUACAACCACUUGGAAGCAUGCAUUUAAUUCAUUAUAAGUGUGAUAAUUAAGCAAAUACAAAGAAAACAAAAAAAGGAUCUGUGCUCUCCCUAAAAAUGUGACUCCUUAUUUUUUUUAGUUGCUACUGUAAAUUAACUUUACAGCAACUCUUUUCAAGUGCAUUUUCCUUAAAGCAACUUUUUCCAGUAAUGAUAUUCUGUUAUUUAAUGAAUCUUCUUAAAGACUGUAGGUCUAUUUUCACCACAUCACUUGGAAUGUUGCUCCAAAGCAAAGGCAAGUCCCUUUGCAUUUUGUCUGGGUUGAAAUAAGAAAGGAACAAAUAGGAUCAUGCAUGCAUUUGGAAAAUAUUUUAACAGACCAUUUUUUUCAUAAGCACUGUCAUUUUAAGGGGUUGUGAGAGAAUGUGAAAUGUGAAUUGCAAUGGACGUUUUUUUUUGUGUGAGAUUUUGAGCAAUAUAGAGGAGAAGCAGAGAUUGCCUGUGGAUGUACAGUCUCCUUCUGCUUUCAAAGCUAUUGUACAAAAUAAAUCUGCAGCUUGUUGAGCCCACCAUGCCCAACCCAUCGUCCUCUGCUUAGCGUAACGAGUGGAACACAGUGUGUACUGUGAAGCCUACCUGCAAUCCUUAUCAGAAUGUCAGAAAUGAAUAUAUAUUAAACUCUACAUUUUUAUUAAUC